Molecule: messenger RNA, 812 nt
Organism: Syzygium oleosum
Lineage: Eukaryota; Viridiplantae; Streptophyta; Magnoliopsida; Myrtales; Myrtaceae
Exons: 3
Coding region: 1-489 (162 amino acids)
Source: RefSeq, a predicted model, not a curated record
AUGGCAAUCUUUGGGCACAGACUACAGGUUUUGAAACAAUUGGCAACUUUUUCUCUUCUACUGCUCCGCUAUCUUCUCCCUUAUGCUGGUAACUGCGAGUUUGAAAAUCAACACCAGGGGUAUCCACUUCUGCAAUUGAUCUACCUGAAAAGGUUGUGUUCAUUACACUCUGCUCUUUGUUCACCUCAACAGAAGCAUCACCUGGACUUUGCAAGAUCACGCAGGGUGCUGAAGAUCUUCCCGGAGAAUGUGAUCCGCCAUGCCGUGACCUACACUGAGAAGAGAUUACGGUUGCAGAGUCAGAUGCAGAGAAGAGAUUGCGGUUGCAGAGGGGUGAUCUCAAUCGCGCACUGCGGAUUUAGAUCGGACGAUAGUUUGGAAGCCAUUGCCAAAGCCCGCGACGAGCGAGUCCCCAAUCUCGCGCUCUAUAAUUACCUAUCGUUUUCAGAUAGUUUUUAUCUGUUGGGGCAGGAUGGAUACUUUAUGUAGUUCUUUUUGACACGUCAAGUUCAAGCUACUAAGGGUCUCGCGAAUGAUUUCCGGAAUGCACUUCUAUUUUAGUUGUCUACUAUGCAUGUAAACGAGGUUGUAUAACGUUGGAGCUGCUUUGGUGGAGUUGCCUUGGUGGAGUUGCUUUGGUUUGUUUAGAUUUUAGUUGUUUUAACCUCAGCUUAGGUUUAGAAUCAAGUGGAUGUUUGAGUGUAACACUUGAGAGUGGCAGUUGAAGUGCCUUUUGCUUGUGUUUCACUUUGUGUCUCUUUUUCCUGUAGUUUGAGAUUUUUCUCUUUUAAGUGCGACAAUUUUUGCUCUAA